Molecule: messenger RNA, 737 nt
Organism: Oxyura jamaicensis (ruddy duck)
Lineage: Eukaryota; Metazoa; Chordata; Aves; Anseriformes; Anatidae
Product: ubiquitin carboxyl-terminal hydrolase 21-like
Exons: 2
Source: RefSeq, a predicted model, not a curated record
GGCUCCUCCCGACGAUGCCCCAAGCCUCGGAGCACCGCCUGGGCCGGGCCCGCGACCCCCCCGGCCGAGCCCUGAGCCAGGAGCGCCACGCGGCCGCCCUGACCCCCGCCGCCUCCAACGGCCUCUCGCCGGCCCCCAAACUUCGCCUGCUGCCCCCCCCUCCCCGGCCGGCCCCGCUGGAGGAACGGAGCAAGAAGCUGGAGCUGGAGAGGGGCCGGGCGGCCAAACGGGGCUCGGCGUGCCGCCGGGGACCCCUCAAAGCGGACCACGGGGUGCGGGUGCCCGGUUCCCCGCAAGCGGGCGCGGGGCCCGUCGGCGCCUCCUCUUCCUCCUCCUCCUCCUCCUCCUCCUCCUCCUCCUCUUCGUCCUUCUCGCUGCCCGCCGGGGCCGAGCGGCGCCGCGGCAACCUGGCCCGCUCCAAAUCCGUCAGCAUCGGGGACCUGAGCGGCGAGGACGUGGCGGCGGCGCUGAGCCGCCUGGCGCUGCGGGACGGGGGGCACCAGCUCAGCACCAGCGCCUUGGCCCUCAAGAGGAGCUCGUCCCUGCGGAGGGUCAACGUCAGCCCCGGGCCGGACGGCAAGCCCGCCCCCCCGCUGCUCUCCGUGCGCCACGAGGGCUGUCCCCGGACUCGUGUCCCCGACCCCCCCUACGCCCACGGCCCCGACGGCCCCGCUCCCGGCAGCCCCCCGCUGGGCAGGGCCCCGGCGCCCGGCAGGCCCGAGGAGAAGGCGGCAGCU